UUGCACACAAGGACGGGAUCCCGAUGAGAGGACUAUCAUGUCCUAUCCUCCGCAGGCCUGUGAGGAAGACGAGGGCACGGCGCUUCAUUCCGAGGGAGGAGAUUUUGCGGAAGAAGGCGACGACGACGACGGCGGCGGCGGUGGUGGAGACUUAUUAGACGCCAGAAGCGACAUCAACUCGCCGGCGGCGCCUCGGCAAACUGCAGCCGCCCCAGACGAGGCGGACGCGUCCGACAGGGAGUUCCCGUGUAAAAAGAAAGGACGGCCAAAGAAAAAGAAGGACAAAGAGGGGGAACCCGUAAGGGAGAAAAAGUGCAAGAAGAUUGGCAGCCACGUAGAGCGGGACUCGGCGCGGGAAAGGGACUUCGACGACCGUUCGGACAGCGAGAAGAAGAAGAAGAGGAAGAAGCGCAAAGAAAGGAAGGAGAAGAAAACCAAGAGGAAGAAAAAAGAUGACGAGGACCGAGACAGCAGUCAGGAGGAGACCACGAGGCCUGCCGAGCAGAAGACUUCGGCCCAGCUGGCCGAGGAGUGGGGCCUGGAGGAUGUUGACCGUACCUUCACCGAGGAGGACUACAGGCAGCUGACCAACUACAAGGCCUUCAGUCAGUUCAUGAGGCCCAUGAUCGCCAAGAAGAACCCCAAGAUCCCCAUGUCCAAGAUGAUGACCAUCCUGGGGGCCAAGUGGAGGGAGUUCAGUUUCAACAACCCCUUCAAAGGCAACGCCGCCGCGGUGGCUGCGGCCGCCGCCGCCGCCGCCCUCGCUGUCGCCGAGCAGGUCUCCGCGGCGACCGCCUCGCCUGUGCCGCCGCCGCCGCCUCCGCCCGUCCGAAAGGCGAAGACGAAAGAAGGCAAAGGUCCGGGUUACAAGAAGCGCAGUAAAAGCCCUCGAGUCCCCGACAAGAAAAAGGCUUUGGCCGCGGCCAAGGCCAAAAAGAUGGCGGCCGUUCGGCUCAAACCUUCUCACGUGUGCGCCAAGCGGAAGAAGAGCUGCUCUAGCGACGACGUGGACGAGGACGAUUCGGAGCGGGAGGACUCCAGCGUCCGCGGGUCCUCGGUUCGCUCCGACAAUUCCGGCCGCGUGAAGAAGAACAAGCGCGGGCGGCCGGCCAAGAAGAAGAAGAAAAUCCCCGGCGACGAGGAGGGCGACGGCUACGAGACGGACCACCAGGACUACUGCGAGGUGUGCCAGCAGGGCGGCGAGAUCAUCCUCUGCGACACGUGCCCGCGAGCUUACCACCUGGUGUGCCUGGAGCCCGAGCUGGAAAAGGCGCCCGAGGGCAAGUGGAGCUGCCCUCACUGCGAAAAAGAAGGAAUCCAGUGGGAGGCAAAAGACGAGGACUUUGAGGACUUUGAGGAGGAGGCGGAGGAGAGGACCAUCUCGGAGGUCGGGGCGGGGGUGGAGGAGGACGACGACCACAUGGAGUUCUGUCGGGUGUGCAAAGACGGAGGUGAACUGUUGUGCUGUGACACCUGCACAUCCUCCUACCACAUCCACUGUCUCAACCCUCCGCUGCCAGAGAUCCCCAAUGGAGAGUGGUUGUGUCCGCGAUGCACGUGCCCGCCCAUCAAAGGACGCGUGCAAAAGAUUCUUCACUGGCGGUGGGGGGAGCCCCCGCCUGCGGCCCCCGUCCCGGCGCCGGACGCGGCGCCCGACCGCCCGCCGCCCCCCGCGAAGGGCCGAGCCCAGCGGGAGUUCUUCGUCAAGCUGGCUGGACAAUCCUACUGGCACUGCACGUGGAUCACAGAGCUCCAGUUGGAGAUCUUCCACUCGGUGAUGUACAGAAACUACCAGAGGAAGACGGACAUGGACGAGCCGCCCGCUUUGGACUACGGCUCCGGCGGCGAGGACGAGAGCUCGGUGGGAAAAAGCGAGAAGAGGCGCGCCAUGGAAGACGAGUACUACAAAUACGGCAUCAAGCCCGAGUGGAUGAUGAUCCAUCGCAUCAUCAACCACAGUGUGGAUAAAAGAGGGAUGUGCCACUACCUGGUGAAGUGGCGAGACCUGACCUACGACCAGUGCACCUGGGAACGAGACCACAUGGACAUCCCCGACUUUGCCAUCUACAAGGCCAACUACCGGAGACACAGGGACGCCGUCACCGAGGAAGACCCCGACAAACCCCGCGGGAUGAGGAGCAAGAGUCGGGAGGGCGAAGACGAGUGUUCUCCCGCCUCGCCCGUCACCGACCCGACCAUAAAAUACGAGGAGCAGCCCGACUUUGUGACGUCGACGGGCGGCACGCUGCACCUGUACCAGAUGGAGGGUCUCAACUGGCUUCGCUUUUCGUGGGCUCAGGGCACCGACACCAUCCUGGCGGACGAGAUGGGUCUGGGCAAGACCAUCCAGACCAUUGUCUUCCUCUAUUCGCUCUUUAAAGAGGGUCACACCAAGGGCCCCUUCCUGGUCAGCGCCCCGCUGUCCACCAUCAUCAACUGGGAGCGGGAGUUCGAGAUGUGGGCGCCCGACUUCUACGUGGUCACCUACACCGGCGACAAGGACAGCCGAGCCAUCAUCCGGGAGAACGAGUUCUCCUUCGACGACUCGCCCGUCAAGGCGGGCAAGAAGGCCUUCAAGAUGAGGAGAGAGACGCCGAUAAAAUUCCACGUGCUGCUGACCUCCUACGAGCUGGUGACCAUCGACCAGACGGCGCUGAAGUCCAUCGACUGGGCCUGCCUGGUGGUGGACGAGGCUCACCGCCUGAAAAAUAACCAGUCCAAGUUUUUCAGGCGCUUGAACGACUACAAGAUUGACCACAAGCUGCUGCUGACGGGGACGCCGCUGCAAAACAACCUGGAGGAACUCUUCCACCUGCUCAAUUUCCUCACGCCCAACCGCUUCAACAACCUGGACGGCUUCCUGGAGGAGUUUGCCGACAUCUCCAAGGAGGAUCAGAUCAAGAAACUGCACGACUUGCUGGGGCCUCACAUGCUGCGCCGGCUGAAGGCCGACGUCUUCAAGAACAUGCCCACCAAGACCGAGCUCAUCGUGCGGGUGGAGCUGAGCCCCAUGCAGAAAAAAUACUACAAGCUGAUUCUGACCAAGAACUUUGAGGCGCUGAACUCCAAAGGCGGCGGGAACCAGGUGUCCCUGCUCAACAUCAUGAUGGAUCUGAAGAAGUGCUGCAACCAUCCCUACCUCUUCCCCGUCGCUUCCAUGGAGGCCCAGAAAACGCCCAACGGUGCGUACGAGGGGUCCGCCCUCACCAAGGCUUCCGGGAAACUGACGCUGCUGCAGAAGAUGCUGAGGAAACUAAAGGAGCAGGGACACCGAGUGCUGGUUUUCUCACAGAUGACCAAAAUGCUGGACUUGCUGGAAGACUUCCUGGAUUACGAAGGUUACAAGUAUGAGAGGAUCGACGGCGGGAUCACCGGCGCGCUGCGGCAGGAGGCCAUCGACCGCUUCAACGCUCCUGGCGCUUGUCAGUUUUGUUUCCUGCUGUCCACCCGCGCCGGAGGCUUGGGCAUCAACUUGGCCACGGCGGACACGGUCGUCAUCUUCGACUCGGACUGGAACCCUCACAACGACAUUCAGGCCUUCAGUCGGGCUCACCGCAUCGGGCAGGCCAACAAGGUGAUGAUCUACCGGUUUGUGACGCGAGCCAGCGUGGAGGAGCGCAUCACGCAGGUGGCCAAGAGGAAGAUGAUGCUGACCCACCUGGUGGUCCGGCCCGGCCUGGGCUCCAAAGCCGGCUCCAUGAGCAAGCAGGAACUGGACGACAUCCUCAAGUUUGGAACCGAGGAGCUGUUCAAAAAUGGAGCAGAAGGUAUGAAGAAUCCCUCGGGGGAUAAAGCGGAGGACGAGGGCAACGUGAUCCACUACGACGGCGCGGCCAUCGAGAGGCUGCUGGACCGAAGCCAGGACGCCACCGACGACUCGGACGUCCAGAACAUGAACGAGUACCUCAGCUCCUUCAAAGUGGCCCGCUACAUGGUCCGAGAGGAGGACAAGAUCGACGAGAUCGAGCGAGAGAUCAUCAAGCAGGAGGAGAACGUGGAUCCCGACUACUGGGAGAAGCUGUUGCGGCACCACUACGAGCAGCAGCAGCAGGACCUGGCCAGCAAACUGGGCAAAGGCAAGAGGAAUCGCAAGCCUGUCAACUACAACGACGCAGCGCAGGAAGACCAAGAGUGGCACGCCGACAUUUCCGACAACCAGUCCGAGUACUCCGUGGGCUCCGAGGAGGAAGACGAGGAUUUCGACGACCGUCCGGAAGGUCGGAGACAGUCCCGCCGCCAGUUGAGGAACGAGAAAGACAAACCGCUGCCUCCUCUUCUGGCCAGAGUGGGCGGCAACCUUGAAGUUCUCGGCUUCAAUACACGCCAGCGGAAGGCUUUCCUCAAUGCGGUGAUGCGCUGGGGGAUGCCGUCUCGGGACGCCUUCGCCUCUCAGUGGCUGGUCAGAGACCUCAGGGGCAAGACUGAGAAGGAAUUCAAAGCGUACGUGUCGCUCUUCAUGCGUCACUUGUGCGAGCCGGUGGCCGACGGGGCGGAGACGUUCGCCGACGGCGUCCCCAGGGAGGGCCUGUGUCGCCAGCCGGUCCUCACGCGCAUCGGCGUCAUGUCGCUUGUCAAGAAGAAGAUUCAGGAGUUUGAGCACAUCAACGGGCGCUGGAGUCUGCCGGAGCUCAAGCCCGACGUCAGCCUGGACAAAUCCUCGUCCAGAGCGUCGUCCCCCGCCGCCAAGACGGCGACGCCCACGCCAGACGCCAGCUACAACAAUACGCCGUGCCACUCCAAGCCAGCGACGCCCGCGCCGGCGGACAAGCCUGAAAAGAACGGGAAGGAGGGCGAGAAGGAGGACAAGGAGGAUGACGAGGCCCAGUCGGAGAACGACAAAGAGGAGCGCAAAGAGCUCGGCACACCGCGAAGCGCGCCUCCUCCGAGUCCGAAAACGGAGGGCAAAGACGACGGCGACCAAUCACGUGAGGAGGAGGACGACGGACCGAGCAACGCUUUGCCACAGGAGAGGAAUUCGCCAGACGAGAGCAAAGUCCCGACCCGGCGGGAUGGGCGGGUGCAAGAAGGGAAAACAGAUGGAGCAAACGUGGAUCGGGAUCGGCGGAAAGACACGGACGAGCCGGAAGCGGCAGACGCCGAGGAGACCGCCGAACCCGACGAAGAAGAGGCGAAAGGUGACAAGGACGCUGGGAAAGAAAUCGGGGAGGCGAAGGCGGAGCCCGCCGAGGGGAACGGGAAGCCGCCUGCUGAGCGGCCUCGCUUCAUGUUUAACAUCGCUGACGGCGGCUUCACUGAGCUGCACACUCUUUGGCAGAACGAGGAGCGGGCCGCCAUCUCCUCGGGAAAGAUGAGCGAGAUCUGGCACCGCCGCCACGAUUUCUGGCUCCUGGCAGGAAUCGUCAUUCACGGCUACGCUCGGUGGCAGGACAUCCAGAACGAUCCGCCGUUCGCCAUCGUCAACGAGCCGUUUAAGUCGCAGGCCAACAAAGGCAACUUCCUGGAGAUGAAGAACAAGUUCCUGGCGCGGCGCUUCAAGCUGCUGGAGCAGGCGCUGGUGAUCGAGGAGCAGCUGCGGCGUGCGGCCUACCUGAACAUGACGCAGGACCCCAGCCACCCGGCCAUGGCGCUCAACGCGCGUUUCGCCGAAGUGGAGUGCCUAGCCGAGUCGCACCAGCACCUCAGCAAGGAGUCGCUGGCGGGCAACAAGCCAGCCAACGCCGUCCUGCAUAAAGUGCUCAACCAGCUGGAGGAGCUGCUGAGCGACAUGAAGGCCGACGUGACCCGGCUGCCGGCCGCGCUGUCCCGAGUGCCGCCCAUCGCCGCGCGCCUGCAAAUGUCCGAGAGGAGCAUCCUGAGCCGGCUGGCCAGCAAGGGCACGGAGACGCACGCUCCCCCGCCUAUCCCUCCCGGACUCUACGCCACCCCUCAGAACUACGGAACCCCCUUCGCUCCGGCCAACUACAGUCAGAUGCCACCCGGAUCCUUCAUAUCAGAAGCCACCGGCGGAGCCGCUUGGGGAGCCGGCGGGGGGCCGGCCGCUGUCGGCGUGUGCCAGAAGACCAAGGAGCACGAUGUGGUGCAGCGGCAGCGGGUGGUGGAUCUCUGGAAGGACGGCAAGUCGGAGGGGGCCAUCGGCCUGGAGCUGCGGAUGCCCAAGUCGACGGUGCACAGCAUCAUCGUCAAGUACCGGCUCAGCAACACGGUGGAGAACCUGCCGCGCAACGGUCGUCCCAAAAAACCCUGACAAGUGACCGUGACCGUGACCGUGCCUUGGGGAACGCCGAGGGAGAGAAGUUGCAAGUCGGAGGUCAAGUGCCACACGGGAAGCGGGAGAUGUCGGAAAGUGGCACGAAUGACUUGCGUGGGGGUGGGAAAACGGAGAAUGGAUUGACGUGGACCUCAGACAAGACUGCAUGUUAAUGCAAUCGCAGGUUUUCAGGAAUUCAGAGAGAGGAAGACAAAUACAUUCCUGAUUUCCUGAGCUCCCCCCCCCCCCCCCCCCCCUUUUUUUUUGGUUUUUUUUUUUGGGGGAAAAAAAAAAAAAGAAAAGUUCCUCUUGAAUCAAUUCUUCAUCCACCGGCAUAGUGAAGGAGCCUUUCUCCUGGCUUUGACCCUAUCCUCCCUCAUUCCACCGCAGUCUUCCACUCCCCCCUGUCUGCGCACAUACACACGCACACGCGCGCAUACUGUCUGGACCCCACACAGAAUCUCGCAAAGAACUUCACGUAUCUGCUGACUUUGAGCAGAGGAACGACAAUGGCGAAAGUCAUCCGGGAACACCAAGCCCUUGGACACACAGCGUCAGGGUUGGGGCCAAGUCUUCAUUGUCUCGCUUGAAUUGGAUUUGGCUCUUUAAACAGUUUUUCUUUGUGGGGGGGCAUGUGGUUUGGAUCAGUUCGUUUAUGCUGGUCUGGUCUGUGGAUGCUUUUGGUAAACUCUCAAUUAAAGGAAUCCGAGGUGAGGAAAGAGCUUGGUCAAGUUUGCGCGCUUUCGCCGAUCAGUUGCGAUCAAUUUGCCGACAUUGACGCCGCUGGUGGAAAGCCACAAUUCCGAUGUCGAUGACUCGCUGUUUAUACCGAUGUGGGAAGUCACUAUGCAUCCAUUUUCUGUCGCGCUUGUCUAUGUUAGGGUCAAGUUCACAAUGAACAACCUGGUUUCAUAUCAUUGUUGAAAAACAACCUCUAUUAUCCUUGCGCUUGUCCUCAUUUAUGCUAAAUGUCAAACAACUUGGUGCGUCCCAGUGUUGAAAAAAAAAAAAAAAAAAAAACCCCAGUUUUUUUUCCGCCCAUCUUGACACGUGGUCUAUCCCGCAGGUAUUUUUUUGUUUAGGCCACGCAUCAAUUCAUUUUCUAUGGCACUUGUCCUCGUUAGGGUAAAUUUCUACGCAGUUCAUUUCGGGACGCUUGUUGAUAUCUGUUUGGAACUUUGUACACAAAGAUUCCCAGCAGCGGCAUUUAGCUUCUGGCUUUUUAAAAUGUAUUUUUUAUAUCCGCGAAAGAAGCAGACUUCCCCUUGUGGAUUUGGUGGAGAGCAAAAGCCCAAAGAAUGCUUCUGCUGCUGCUGUGUCAUGGAUGUGUGUCAAAGUGGCGCUCAGACACCCGUGCAAAUCACUUCCAACCUCUGAUUUCCUGCUCUCCCUCUCGAUUGAGAAAGUCCAGCGGCGUGCGGAUUUAUGAAAGCCCAGCUGGAGCGACUCUCCGCUCUGAAGUCGAAGCCUGCACUUUUCACGUUGAGACACACACACACACACACACACACACGUUUGGUCCAGAAUAGAACUCUUUGGCACGGCUACAGUCGACCGAGCUGAAUCUCUGCCUCGCUCCGCCAAGAUGGCAGCGCUCUUGUCGCUCAGAUAGCAGACGGGACCCACCGGAGAGAGUUUUUUUAUUAUCUGUUGGACCUGAGUUGCUUCAUCUGGUGCGUGCUGAGUCGCUCCAACACGAUCCCGAGGUCAACGGAUGUCAUCUUUGUCAUCGUAACUGCGAGUUAUCAACAACCUGGAGCAUACCAGUGUUGAAAAACAACCACCAUUAUCCCCCAGCCCUCCUCACCCCCUUUUGACACAUGGUCUAACCCGUGAGUCAAUUAUGCCAUCCAUCCAUCCAUUUUUGUAUAGCGGUCGUUCUCGUUAAUGUCCUGGGUGAGCUGGAGCCUAUUCAAGCUGUCUUUGACCAAAUGUUACCAUAAAAGGCCACCACAAAAAACAAUAUUUGGAGCGGGAAAAUGUGCCCGCGCCCUCUGGCGGACGAGCUAUGCGCAACGGCUGAUUCUCUUCUUUGUUCACCCAGUCUUCACCUCCUUUUGUUUUAAUUCUCAUGUGAUACCCUCCCUUCGCUCUUUCCAUUCCCUCCGUUGACCCCCCCCCCCCCCCCACUGGCAAAACGCCAUGAAUCGAGUUAGUCUUGCCUCCCUUAUCGCGCGGCAGAUCUGGAAGCGCUGUUAUGACAUUCGAGCCGCGGUGCGAGCGCGCCCGUCGUCUAUUCCUGGCUUUUGUUUGGGAAAGGAGCUGUAAACUCUCCGUCGCACUCCCCGAGAACAUUGACGAACGUGGGAAGCGUAUGCACCUUCGUGUCAAAUGCUUGUUUUCGCCACCGGAGUGCCACAAGGCUCCAUGCUAGGGCACCAUUGCUUGCAGUGCAUCCGGAAAGUAUUCUCGACUAAACUCCAACUCUGCUUCUCCCUCCCACCCCACCC
Phycodurus eques (leafy seadragon) is the source of this 8658-nucleotide messenger RNA. RefSeq names its product chromodomain helicase DNA binding protein 3 (gene chd3). Gene Ontology annotation, cellular component: nucleus; chromatin; NuRD complex. Gene Ontology annotation, biological process: negative regulation of transcription by RNA polymerase II; chromatin remodeling. The transcript is spliced from 40 exons. Gene Ontology annotation, molecular function: ATP hydrolysis activity; chromatin binding; ATP binding. The record is from RefSeq and is a predicted model, not a curated record. NCBI's taxonomy places the organism in Eukaryota, Metazoa, Chordata, Actinopteri, Syngnathiformes, Syngnathidae. The coding region runs from base 38 to 6205 and encodes 2055 amino acids.